AGGGGCCGCCACCUUCCGUAAACAAAUGGCAGCGCAGGUUUAAAUGCCCACAAGCGUUCGAAUAUUGUGGUUCUAAUACAUGAUCGGCAGAAACAUGAUCGAAACCGGCUCAGCCAACGCAAUGCCUAUCAUCCAGGCGAGAUGCGUGGAAGAUGUAUCCUGCUGCAUAGUGCGUGAAUAUUUGUCCCGCAAGGGACUGAAGGAUACGCUGGCGAAUAUGGACAAGGAGUUCCCUCGGAACGAAGGUUGCUUUACUGCCAGGGACCAGCUGAUCAGAGCUGUUUUUAUGGAACGCCUCGUUAGAGACAACAAGGCGAGAGAUUCACCUUUCCGUGCACUGCUUGAGAUGUUGAUCUACGAGAGACUGCAGAAAAAGAGCGUCAAGUCCAAGCAGGAUUCGAAAGUGAACCUGGUGCCCAGUUCGGGCGACAGUGCGAGGCAUGUUGAGAUGAACAUCAGGAACAAUAACACCUACAUGCCCGUGGCAUCGAAGGAAACAAAGUCGGAGAGCAGCGACUCCCUGAGUUCGCUCGAAGGAGCCCUUCCCGUAAGAACCGUUGCUGACACGGACCGUCCUCAGUCGGCGCGGGGCAGGCGUGAGCCCGGGGGCUUCAUAGUGCGCCGUACAGCGAAGAACGACAUCGAAUCCGUCCACCGUCUCAUCUCCAAGUCGCAACAAUACCGCGGCCCCACGAGGGUCACCAACUCUACGAUCCAGCGGAUGGAAGAGGCGCUGAAGCUUGAGCAGGGUGUUGAAGAUGGCGAAGGGGAUCGCAUCGACGCGGACCACUUGCUUGGAAAGCUCGGAGGCAAUUUUGCGGGCAGCAGCUCCCACGUGAUCACAAGAUCAACCCUCCAGAGUGCUAUGUCAGCGCGAAGCGCCGAACGGAAGCUGGCUUCUAGAGGACUGCACAGCGGGGAAGCACCAACCACACCUGCACAUUCGUUGCAUUCCUCAAGGAGCUCAGCAUUUCCUAACCUGCAACCGGAAAUGCUGACAGAUGUUGCUGUGCCACCACAAUCUCAACAGCCCAACUGCAAGCCCAGCUCCCCAACUUCGCCAAGGACAUUUCUUCGGAGCCAGAGUGCGCCACGGCUGGAGUCGACGAGAAGAAAGUCUAACUCCGUGGUGGCCACUGGGAGUCCAAAGAGUCGGGCGAGCAGAGACGGCACCGGCGAGACCUCUCCAAAGUUUUACGCAAGGGCAAACAAUGACAUUGAAGUGAGCGACGUCACAGACCAGGACGUGUACAUUGACCCACUCGUGAUCACUGCACAGCAAGCCACCUUCAGGCCGAUAACCCGACAGGAAGCCACCGAACUCAAGGAAUUGCUAUUCGGAACGCGAAAUGGAAAAUUUGGAGAGGAGUGGGCAUCACAAGGGUUCACUUUCACAAAGUCAAAUGCCGUCCCGUACGGCCUGCUGCAAAAACAGGGAGGACCAUGUGGUGUGCUUGCUGCAGUACAAGCAUACAUGAUCAAAGAGCUGCUGUGGCCGGAAGGGGGACUGCAGGAUGCCGAUCCAAGUGGUUUUCAAGUCGACGUGCCACGAAGAAAUGCUGCUCUGGCCAGGGCACUUGCAUUCAUCCUCUGGCAAGCAGGAGACUCAAACAAGGCUAUUGUGGCAAACCCCACUGGAGUCAACAUAGCUCAAACUGGUGGCAUUUUGGCUAGCGAUGGCAUCAUAGAAACUCUGACGCUAUCAACGUUCACGUCAAAGGCAGCACUGCAGGAAUACUACAGUUCUUGUAUAUUUAAAUUGCAAGAGGAGAAUUGUUCGAGCUGCGUUGCUUUCUUGAUAUCCGUCCUAAUUACGCAUGGCCUGGAAAGGAUUCGUGAAGAAAUGGACGAAAGAAACAGCUCGCUUAUCGGGAAACAUAGCCAUUGUAACCAGGUUGGCUCAUACUACAAGGAUCCCAAGUACCCAAUCUGGAUCGUGCUGAGUGAGAGCCACUUUUCAGUGCUCUUUUCAAAGUCAUUCAUAGCCCUUGCGCCUGAAGACGAAAAAUUUGACCUUUUCUACUACGACGGUCUGAACAAGCAGGAGGAGGAAGUACGGCUGACAAUCGAUCCAACGGCAGGCAUUAGCAAUGAGGACGUCGUGAUGACACCCCCUCUGGAGCUUUGCAUCAGGACAAGGUGGCAAGGUGCAUCGGUGUCGUGGAACAACGCCGAACCAUUGCCAUGAGCCAUUGCCCACUUGGAAAAUUCAUUCCACCUCGUGCAGUAGAUGCAUGUGUUUCAUUUCUCUCCCUUUAUUUUACUUAUAUAGAAACAGAAAACCAAAAUUUGGAGCUUUAAUAAUAAAUAUGCUUGUCAUGUAUAGUUAGCUAAAUCUUAUUACAAGGAUACAUACCAAGUGGUUUCGAGAUAGUAUGUAUCGCUAUCGAGAUAGUAUCGUAUAUAGAGAUACUAGUAUGUAUUGGUCUAGUCAGAAUGUAGCAUCUUUGAUGCUUGCUAUUGUACCUGCUCAAGUUUGGUGUGUAUUUAAGAGGCACACUUGAUGUUGCAUAUGACAUUGCUGUGUAUGAUCUCCCGAGCUGCAUUGUGAAUGCUUUCCUUUUUUUUCUAUCGUACAUGUUUUACAAGUGUAGAGACGUAUACCAUUCGUUUAUCCUAAGUUUGUGAACAUUGCAGUGUGAAGACAAUAACAAGCUACAGUAGGAUGGGGAAGAAAACAAAAAAGAAAGCUACAGUAGGAUCCCCAUCAAAUGGAAUCUCAAGGGACCGAAAACGUGUUCUAUUUAACAAGAUGUUUGUUUGCUGGGCACAGCACUAUAUGUCAUACACACCUUCUUAACAUUUUUUUUAAGAGAAAACACCAGGAAGUGAAUGAAGUUGCUAUUAUAUAGAAAAACUAAGGAAAAGACAAGGUGCUUUAGCAUAGCAGUCACAAGGUUUAUUCUGCAGUUGAUACUUUCUAUGAAUUAAGCACGCAAUGCUCACUUGCCAGACUGUCACUUUUGAAGCAUGACACUUUUCACUGAAGACAGGCGGUGUGAGAAAAUGUUACUCAGAUUCAUUGUGAUAAAGAAAGGUGCCUGUAUUUAUUGCAUAAUGUGUACAUUCGGUGCUUGAAUUGCUGAUUAUGCUUUCUGAAAUGCUUCUUGCAACAUCUAUCGCUGAAUUUACAUAGAUGCACGAAUUACAUUUCCAAACAAGCAUUGCUUUUUUUACAAAUACAAAACCAAUUGCUUUAGAAGUGUUUCUCUUGGGGAGGGUUUCAGUGCAAACCAUUUCCGUUUACCGAGAUUCUAAUGUAUAUUUUUGCCUCUUUUGAGAGGCAAUACGUUUGAGAAAUCUCAGUCAUGGGAACAACGUAAUAGGCAACGCUUAGAUCUCCUCUGUACUGUGGCAUUGUGAAUUCUUUUCUCUGCAGAGCACAGCCACAGUGCUUCAGAUAGAAGCAUGGUCAUCUGAACAUGCUCUCCUUCUGUGACAGUAAUAUGUUGAGAUCUCUUCAAGGUUGUUGACUUGGGAUGUCAGUCACUAUUGUUAAAGUACACGAGUACCAUUGUAAGACAAUGUAAAUGUGCCGAUGAUAUGAGAGCGCAAGCUGGGCAAAAUAUUGCAGCCAUUACUUAAAUUGUGAUUAGCUGGCCCUUGCGAUUUCUCUCUGAUAAAGCUAGCCAACAUUCCUUUUUUGCAUUUUCUGUUGUCAAUUUCUAUGAGUGUUCAUCUUAAUGUGCGUUUAUAUGCGUACUGUGUACUGAGAUUUUAUUGUGACAGUUCCUGUUUUUCACUUUUCUGUCUCCUUGAUAUAGUGUACUGGCCUUGAGAGUUUUUGUAUUUUAACUAGGGGUGUGCGAAUAUCAAAUUUUUCGAAUACGAAUUGAAUACGAAUAUCCCCCUUCGAAUAUCGAAUCGAAUAUCGAAUAUCAAAGGAAAAAUGCCUCCACAGUAACAAUAUUUUAUUUAACAUGUAGCUAUUUGAAAAAAAAAAAACAGUAACAGCCUGACUGGCAACACAACAUACACUGCUAUCUCCAGAACACAAUGUCCAGGCUAGCACAAUGCACAUCACAAUAGAAGCAAAUAUCACGGCACAAUGAAAGUAAUGACUAGAUGUUAUCAUGAAGAAAUAUGAGUUGCUCCACAUGAUCAGGCAGGAGGCGCUGGUCACUGUCUUUCUUCAGAAGUGGUCCCGCAUAGUGA
This is a messenger RNA of Rhipicephalus sanguineus (brown dog tick), 4155 nucleotides long. RefSeq names its product probable ubiquitin carboxyl-terminal hydrolase MINDY-4. Gene Ontology annotation, biological process: protein K48-linked deubiquitination. Gene Ontology annotation, molecular function: K48-linked deubiquitinase activity; cysteine-type deubiquitinase activity. Lineage: Eukaryota; Metazoa; Arthropoda; Arachnida; Ixodida; Ixodidae. The record is from RefSeq and is a predicted model, not a curated record.